Messenger RNA from Exophiala mesophila, 570 nucleotides. RefSeq lists its product as uncharacterized. The coding region runs from base 1 to 570 and encodes 189 amino acids. The transcript has 2 exons. The record is from RefSeq and is a predicted model, not a curated record. Lineage: Eukaryota; Fungi; Ascomycota; Eurotiomycetes; Chaetothyriales; Herpotrichiellaceae.
AUGAGUAGAAGGGUAGCCAAGGUCUUGCAAAACUUACCUGGUAAGCCUGGUACUACGUUAGGCCCCAUGUUGCUCCCACCAGAGGACCGAGGGGCUCCUACCUAUGCACUUGUGGGCAUCGCCCUGCCUGGAACCGCCCACCUCGAAGCCCUCAAGGAGAUAGUUGGUGGGCAAAAUGGGUACACGGAGUUGGGCAGCCACAGCUCGCCCGCGAAGACCUUGGAUCGGAGACCAGGGUCGUGUGUCUUUUCACCAGGCACAGAUUAUUACAAGGUUGGUGACCACUUCCCCCCUGGUUCCGCGUCCCUGGUUCCCGAGUACAAGGUCCCGGCUAGUGGCUUCCGCCCACGCAAUGCACAGUCCCACUUGAUGCAUCUGCCAUAUCCACCGACCCACUCGACAAACCCUCCGUUCCUGACCAUUAUCGAUCCCAUCAAAUCUCCUCGCCUGCUCCUUCACGAUCCACCGAUGCUGCGCUCUCCUCAGUCUCGCUCCCCUGUUGUCACUGCUGCAGAUAUGGGGAUUCCUUCUGCGCCCGCUGUCUCAAGACGCGUUGAUCCCGAAGCAUAA